AUGGCCCUCUAUCACAAAACACUACAACCCAAGACGGUUCUGAGCAAGAGAUUUCACCCAAAUAACCUCAAUCAUUGUAGACCGAGCUCCAAGACCAAAGAAGGAGCUCCCAGGAGGAACCCCUCUCCCCAGUCUUCCCAGUUCCUGCCCUUCUGUGAGAAGUGUCAGCCUGGAACAUGCCACAGGAUGGUGGGCCGGGGAGAGGGGAGAUGUGUGGAUGCCUCCUUCUCAUGUCCAGGGACCAGCAGUGUGAAUCAGCUGGGGGGGCUUUUUGUGAACGGCCGGCCCCUGCCCCUGGACACCCGGCAGCAGAUUGUUCGGCUGGCAGUCAGCGGGAUGCGGCCCUGCGACAUCUCACGGAGCCUUAAGGUAUCUAAUGGCUGUGUGAGCAAGAUCCUAGCGCGUUACUACCGCACAGGUGUCUUGGAGCCCAAGGGGAUUGGGGGCAGCAAACCCCGACUGGCCACACCCCCUGUGGUGGCUCGAAUUGCCCAGCUGAAGGGUGAGCGCCCUGCCCUCUUUGCCUGGGAGAUCCAACGCCAGCUCUGUGCUGAAGGGCUUUGCACCCAGGACAAGACUCCCAGUGUCUCUUCCAUCAACCGAGUCCUGCGGGCACUACAGGAGGACCACCGACUGCCCUGGGCACAGCUCAGGUCACCAGAUGUUUUGACUCCAGUUCCUCACACUCCCCGCAGUGGCUGUGAGGUUCCUCGGGGUCCCCACCCAGGGACUGGCCACCGGAAUCGGACCAUCUUCUCCCCAGGCCAAGCUGAGGCUCUGGAGAAAGAGUUCCAGCGUGGGCAGUAUCCUGAUUCAGUGGCCCGUGGAAAGCUGGCCGCUGCCACCUCUCUGCCUGAGGACACGGUGAGGGUCUGGUUUUCCAACCGAAGAGCCAAAUGGCGCCGACAAGAGAAGCUCAAGUGGGAAAUGCAGAUUCCAGGUGCUUCCCAUGUACCAACUGUGCCCAAUGCCUCCCCUGGGAUCAUCUCUGCACAGCCCCCUGGGAGUGUGUCUUCAGCAGUCCUGCCUGCCCUGGAAUCCUUGGGUCCCUCCUGCUAUCAGCUGUGCUGGGGGACAGCACCAGACAGGUGUCUGAGUGACAACCCACCCCAAGCCUCUCUCAAGCCCUGCUGGGGCCACCUGCCUCCUCAGCUGAGCUCCCUGGAUUCAGUAGUGCUUUGCCAUCCUUACCCUUCCUUCCACGACUCCGUGGCCAGUGUUGGUGCCCCUGCGGCCUUGCUCUGGUCCAGCUCCCCACCCCUGCAAGGCCUGGAAUGA
Messenger RNA from Leopardus geoffroyi (Geoffroy's cat), 1278 nucleotides. RefSeq names its product paired box 4 (gene PAX4). Gene Ontology annotation, molecular function: DNA-binding transcription factor activity, RNA polymerase II-specific; RNA polymerase II cis-regulatory region sequence-specific DNA binding. Gene Ontology annotation, biological process: anatomical structure development; regulation of transcription by RNA polymerase II. Lineage: Eukaryota; Metazoa; Chordata; Mammalia; Carnivora; Felidae. The record is from RefSeq and is a predicted model, not a curated record.